Messenger RNA from Rattus rattus (black rat), 2873 nucleotides. RefSeq names its product hyaluronidase 1 (gene Hyal1). Gene Ontology annotation, molecular function: hyalurononglucosaminidase activity. Lineage: Eukaryota; Metazoa; Chordata; Mammalia; Rodentia; Muridae. The record is from RefSeq and is a predicted model, not a curated record. Gene Ontology annotation, biological process: carbohydrate metabolic process; hyaluronan catabolic process. Bases 114 to 1463 code for a protein of 449 amino acids. The transcript has 4 exons.
GCAGAGGCAGCAGCAGCAGCCUCUCUAAGCUGGUGCGACUAGGACCAACUUGUGGGACAGAAUCCAGCCAAGCCAUAUUCCGGCUUACACAGUGUGCUCAGAAAGUUUGGAGAAUGAAGCCCUUCAGUCCUGAGGUUUCCCCAGACCCAUGCCCUGCCACUGCAGCCCACUUCCUUCGCACCUACACACUCUUCCUGACUUUGCUGGAGUUGGCCCAAGGUUGCAGAGGUUCCAUGGUAUCCAACCGGCCGUUCAUCACUGUUUGGAAUGCAGACACUCACUGGUGCCUGAAGGACCAUGGGGUGGAUGUGGAUGUCAGUGUCUUCGACGUGGUUGCCAACAAGGAGCAGAAUUUCCAAGGCCCUAACAUGACUAUUUUCUACCGAGAGGAGUUGGGCACCUACCCCUACUAUACACCCACCGGGGAACCCGUAUUUGGAGGUCUGCCCCAGAAUGCCAGCCUGGUUACCCACCUUGCUCACGCAUUCCAGGACAUCAAGGCUGCCAUGCCUGAACCUGACUUCUCGGGACUGGCGGUCAUUGAUUGGGAGGCUUGGCGCCCACGAUGGGCCUUCAACUGGGACAGCAAGGACAUUUAUCAGCAGCGCUCAAUGGAACUGGUCCGGGCAGAACACCCUGACUGGCCAGAAACUUUAGUGGAAGCAGAAGCCCAAGACCAGUUCCAGGAAGCUGCACAGGCCUGGAUGGCAGGCACCCUCCAACUGGGGCAGGUACUGCGUCCCCGUGGCCUCUGGGGCUACUAUGGCUUCCCUGACUGCUACAACUACGACUUUCUAAGUCCCAACUACACAGGCCAGUGCUCACUAAGCAUCCGUGAUCAGAAUGACCAGCUAGGGUGGUUGUGGAACCAGAGCUAUGCCCUUUACCCCAGUAUUUACUUGCCUGCAGCACUGAUGGGCACAGAGAAGUCGCAGAUGUAUGUUCGAUACCGUGUGCAAGAGGCAUUCCGUUUGGCUUUAGUUUCCAGAGACCCUCAUGUCCCCAUUAUGCCCUACGUCCAAAUCUUCUAUGAAAUGACAGAUUAUCUUCUGCCCCUGGAGGAGCUGGAGCACAGCCUGGGAGAGAGUGCAGCCCAGGGAGCGGCAGGAGCAGUGCUCUGGAUAAGCUCAGAAAAAACAAGUACCAAGGAGUCAUGCCAAGCCAUUAAAGCAUACAUGGAUUCCACACUUGGACCCUUCAUCCUGAACGUGACCAGUGCAGCUCUUUUGUGCAGCGAAGCUCUGUGUUCUGGCCGUGGUCGCUGUGUCCGCCAUCCCAGUUACCCUGAGGCUCUCCUCACCCUCAACCCUGCCAGCUUCUCCAUUGAGCCAACACAUGAUGGCAGACCCCUGAGCCUCAAGGGUACCCUCUCGCUUAAGGAUCGGGCACAGAUGGCUAUGAAAUUCAAGUGUCGAUGCUACCGUGGAUGGAGUGGAGAGUGGUGUAAGAAGCAGGAUAUGUAGUGAUUUGCUGCACCAGGCUGCAUAUACUGAACAUGGGACAUACCCAGGGCCUACCUAUGACUUCCUUACAUACAGUCAUACGCGCACAAGUCACAGUCAGGAGUACACUCAAGCGCUGUCAUGGCCGCAAUCACACGGGCACAAUCACAGGGAUAGUCACAUAGUGAAUCAGAAUUUAGGCUAGGCACUCUCAACUCUGUAUCUAUAAGGACCUACUCAUAGGCAGUUCCUCCAGAACCUAUGAGUCAGCAGUCACAAAAGCUGACAUUUGCUCUGUGCCAAGCCCUGUGCUAAGCAAACACUAGAAGUGGGCCAACUCAUUCAGUCUUUACAAUCGACAUGCUGGGAAGAUGAGUACUUUUUUAUUUACUUACUCUGGGAGAUAAACUUAGGACCUCACACACACUAGGCAAGUGCUCCAACACUAAGCUGUAUUCCCAGCCACUGUCCAAUGUUGCCCAGCAAGAAUAGACAAGCAAGGCCAGGCAUUGAUGAUGCUCACCUUUGAUCCCAGUACUCAGGAGGCAAGGCCAGCCUGGUCUACAUAUUGAGCUCCAGGACAGUCAGGACUACACAGAGCAAAUGUCAGCUGUCUCAAAACAAAAUGACACUGUCUCAAAACAAAACAGCCAGGAGAGAUGCAUAUUGAAAUCUAGGCUAUCUAGCUCUAAAGAUAGAACAUUGCACACCUACUGUGUGUUGAUGGUGCCCUAAAAGGAUUAGGGAACACAACAACAUCACUGUACAGGGUCCCUGAAUCUGCUCAGAGUACUAGCAUUACCCAAUCCAGCAAACGAAACUGUCCUAUAGUACUUAGCUGUUUAAUUAGCUCCUAAAAUAGGCAGGCCUCAGAACACAGAAGGUACUGGAGCUCUACACUUUCAUCCAAUUGUGUUGUCUGAAGACGACUGCUUCUCAUGAUCAGGAGGAAGUCCGGCCUGAUCGGACCAUUUCCACCGACCCACUAGGACUGGAGACACUACUAGAGCAGAAACAAAACGAAACUCUCAUUUCUUUGAGGCUGGAGUUGGGAGAGCUGCAGGCGGAGCUGAACACAGGAAAGCCGCUAGAAGCCAGAGGCUGAGCGGAGAGGAGGCGGAGCCAACGAGAGGAAACUACGGGCCUAGUCGCCACCGGAAGGGAAGAAGUCAGGGACAGAAUGGGCCUACACUAGUUCUGUUGUGACGCUCAGAACCAGGGGCGGGUGUCUAGGUGGUGACAUUCCGGGCACUGAGAACAUAGGAGGAGGUGCGCUGUCUCCUGCAAAGACUGCAACGAGUCCUCCGUACUGCUGGGACCAGCGUAGGCAGACCGAAGAGUUGGAGCCAGAGACAGCGAGUUAACCAACCGUGCGCAGGCAGGACGCGGAGCAUCUUGGAACUCGACUUGAACAUGUCAGUAUCACCCUCA